Molecule: messenger RNA, 5025 nt
Organism: Clarias gariepinus (North African catfish)
Lineage: Eukaryota; Metazoa; Chordata; Actinopteri; Siluriformes; Clariidae
Gene: zdhhc7
Product: zinc finger DHHC-type palmitoyltransferase 7
Exons: 8
Coding region: 255-1157 (300 amino acids)
Biological process (GO): peptidyl-L-cysteine S-palmitoylation; protein targeting to membrane
Cellular component (GO): endoplasmic reticulum; Golgi apparatus
Molecular function (GO): protein-cysteine S-palmitoyltransferase activity
Source: RefSeq, a predicted model, not a curated record
CCGGAAGUGUGUGUGUGUGUGCCGAUGGUUUCUGAUCGUUUUUUUCCCUUCUUUCAAAAUACACACUUAGAAUAGGACGGACGUUUUAAAGGCUGGCUGGCUUUAAUAAUGAAAUCUGAUGUGUGCGCUGUACUUCCGCAGAUUUGGGGAAACAAAGCGACAAUCUGUCGGCUGAAUUAUUUCGGUUAACCCUGUGGAUCAGCUGUCCAGCUCAUCAUGUCAGUGUGAGGUCCAGUCUCUAAAGGUAGAGCAGAAUGCAGACUUCAGGGCACCGGCUGCGGGAUGUGGAGCAGCACCACCCGCUGCUGUCCGGCGGCGAGGAGGAGGUGUCCGCGGGCCGCGUCUGGUUCAUCCAGGACGGCUGCGGCAUGGUGUGCGCGUCCAUGACCUGGUUCCUAGUGAUGUACGCGGAAUUCGUGGUGAACUUCGUCAUGCUUCUGCCCUCCAAAAACUUCUGGUACACGCUCAUCAACGGUGUGGCCUUCAACUUCCUGGCCGUGCUGGCGCUAGCGUCGCACCUGCGCACAAUGCUGACCGACCCGGGAGCUGUACCGAAGGGAAACGCCACUAAGGAGUACAUGGACAGUCUACAGCUGAAACCCGGGGAGGUUAUUUACAAGUGUCCGAAAUGCUGCAGCAUCAAACCUGAGAGAGCUCAUCACUGCAGCAUCUGCAAGAGAUGCAUCAGGAAAAUGGACCACCACUGUCCCUGGGUGAACAACUGCGUUGGAGAGAACAACCAGCGAUACUUCGUGCUCUUCACUAUGUACAUCGCGUCGAUCUCCCUGCACGCCCUCUGUCUCAGUGGGUUCCACUUCUUCACCUGCGUCAACGUCCAGUGGAACGAGUGCAGUGAUUUCUCCCCCCCGGUGGCCGUCAUGCUCCUCAUCUUCCUGUGUCUGGAGGCUCUGCUGUUCCUCACCUUCACCGCCGUCAUGUUCGGCACCCAGAUUCACUCCAUCUGCAACGACGAGACGGAAAUCGAGCGUCUGAAGAACGAGAAGCCGACGUGGGAGCGGCGAGUGCGCUGGGACGGGAUGAAGGCCGUGUUCGGAGGCCCGCCGUCCCUCCUGUGGUUCAACCCUUUCGCUGGACUGAGACUGCGGCGCCUCCUGAUGGUCCACUCCCGGAAGGGCGGCUCCGAGUUCGCCGUCUGAGUCGACGCAAGCUCGCGUUUCUCCUCCUCGUGCCUGCGUGCCUGUUAAGACCCGACACGUAGAGGACACGCGGCACGACGACGCAGGUACGGCGAACGUGUAAUGAAACCCGAGGCCGAGUGAAGGACACGGGGCCUGGACAUGACUUUAGAGACUACCUGUUUAAAACCACUGGACCUCAAAUGAAGGAUUAUUGGCUUCUCUUGGCUGGGUCUGAAUAGAUUAUUAUUAUUAUUUUUUUUUGUUUUUGUUGUUGCCUUUUUUUUUUUAAGGACUCUCUUAAUGUAUUUUGUUCGAGGCAGAACUUUAAGUGAAAUCCUGAACAAUCUGAAGUCAGUGUCCGGAUCCAACCAGAGUCAAACAACCGAGCUGAAACGUCUUAACUCGGCAAGAACCUUCAUAUGCAUUAAGAUUUCCUCUGUAACAAAAACGCGCAAACGUGAAUUAUAGAUUAUAGGAUCACGAAACAUAAACGACGGCUUAUGUAACUUCUUAAUAUACGGUAGUAGAAAUGAUGCUAAACCUCAUUGACGUUUUCUUUUUUUUUUUUCCGUUUAAUGGCACUGAAUCUUUAGACAGAUCUCUAUUUAAAACUGUUUACCUUCAGCGACGCUACAUCCGAGAUCGCCGCAGACGCCGAAUGUAGAGCGAUUCCUUUAGAGAACCGUGCUGUAGAGAUAAAGCAUGAGUCUUUGCACACUCGAGUCCGUUUAGUUAGAGAAAGAGACUCGAGUUCCUCGAGACACUCUGGACACUCUGACGUUUUGCUGAACUCGCCAAGCCGCUGGAAGAUGGACCGUGCUGGAUGUAGUGUGUGUAUGUAUUCGUGUCUGUGUGUGUGUGAGAGUGUGAGAACUGUGUGUCUUUUCAGAAGACAGCUAACUAAGGAUUCCCAGGACGUUCGCAAUAUCGCUGGCUGCGUCUCCACAAGAGCUUUUACCUCAACUUUAUCAUGAAAAGUCCUUUAAUUAUCGCAGAUGUUUUAUACAGUAGACGCAGAGUAUUUCCAGCGGUACCGGGUCCGAGAUAAAUAAAAUAUUAAAAAAAAGAAAUAAAUAAAAAGAAGCGUGUUUCCUCCCUGUGACUUAGUGUAUUGUAAAUAAAUAAAAGUUAAUAAAAGGGGACAGGUUUAUUCAUUAUGUUAAAAGGCUACCUAUAAAGCGUUCUCUUUUACAAACCUUUAUGAUAUAUGCAGUAUGGAAGGGAUUUAAACACGACCAUGCAUCCUUUUUUUUUUUUUUUUUUUUCAAGGGCAGGAUCUCGGGUUCUUCAGUGCCAUGACGUUCAACAGUAUUGAUUUUUAUUCAUUCUGCACAUGAUGAUCUUAAGGUGUAGGCUUUCUCUCUCUCUCUCUCUCUCUCUCUCUCUCGCUCUCUCUCUAUUUAAACCAAAACCAGUCCAGAAUUAACUCUACUGCGUCAUUCAACCUCUCAUGCUGCGUUCACAAGAACCUAAGAUUUAUCCAAAAACAUGUCUUUAUCUUGUAGUAGAGCUGUUUUUUUCUCUCUCACAAUAUAGAAUUCCUCAAAGGAGAAAAUAUAUACUUAUACAGAAAUAAACUUUUCAUUCAGGGCUAAAAGAAGAAGAAGAAUGAAUUAUCUACGCGUGCGACUCGAGCAGCGUUCACAAGCUCAUCCUGGACCCUGAGAUUUAUAAAGUAAAAAAAAAAGCCUCUCAAUAAUGUCUUUAACGUGCCAGAGUAUUUAUCUCAUAUCUAUAUCCUGAAUUUUAUUCGCAACUUAUCGUAUUUUAGUAAAAUCGGGUCUUUCAAAUCAAAUCGUUCACGUUCGAAUCAUUUAAAUGAAAAAACGAAACAAAACAAUGAAUCGACUCACGAAUCGAUUCACCAUCCCUGUUUUUCCUUACUAGCACGUUCUCCGUUUUUGUCCUUUACUACGUGGAACUGCUGAUAGAAGCAUACAAAGGGGACAUGGCUUCAUAAAUAUUGGCACCCUUACAAGGGGAAAAAAAAAACCCCAAACAUUUAUAAGAGGAAAAUGUCGUCGUGGGUCGAGUCGCUCGAUCUCACGUUAGGAAAAUUUUGCUUGUUAUUUCUACAGUUAUUCUACAUACUUGCAUAACCUCCAGUAACCUUAAUUAAGGAAUUGUUCACAUUAGUCACUCAGUAGUAAUAAGCCAGGACUUUAAGGGAUCGUGUGUGUGCGCGUGUGUAUGUGUGUGUGUUAGAAAUAAAACAAUAAACCGCUUUUGUGACUUAAUGAGCUCACUGUACGAUUAACUUCAAAAGGAAUAACACACUACACACCGGCUCGCUGUUGAACCUGGGUGAGUCCAAAAUGAUCCGGUUUUAUCAAAACCUCUGUCUCGUCAGCGCUUUCCGUUCAAGGCUUGUCUCUCGAAAGUUGAGCAUCAGCUGGAAAAUUCAUCAAUGUUUACAGUUUUCUGGGCUUCUCAUCUCAAGGGUCAGAAGUAUUGGAACAUCAUCCGAAAAAAAAAGGUUCGACAAUCGACAGCGCUCGUUACAGUGAGACGCUUAUUUAGGAGCCGAAGACUGAACUUGGGAUUAAACGCAGAGGACGGAUCUCCGAGGGCGUCGUGAUCUUGCACACACUUCUGCCCACACCGUCUCUGACACUCUGUUUUGAGGUGUUAAAGCGUCCUUCAUAUAGUCCUAAUCUCGCUCCAUCAGACUUUCACCUGUUUGUUUCCCUGAAAGCAGAACUACGAGGACGAAGAUUCACUUCUGAUGAGGAACUGAAGACAGCGGUGCAUUCAUGACUCGCAGCUCAGAAUAAAAGUUCUUUUUUUUGAGGAAUACGGAAGCUUGUCGACUGAUGGACUAAGCGUAUUGAAAAGCAAUGGGAUUAUGUCGAGAUUACGUUGAGAUUAUUAAAAUGAAUUCUACAUCCAGAGAUCAUACGGAUCAUUUUUGACUCACCCCCGUACAUAGGAUCAUAAUCUGUAUUAAGUUGUGUAACAUGGAGUUAUAUAUAUAUUUUUUUCCUUAACUGCUUUAUUUCCAGAUGGCUUUAUGUCCCUAACUGCUUGUAUAAUAUUUAUAAUAAUAAUAAUAAUAAUGGGAAAUCUCCUAAAAAAUGACACUUGUAUCCAAGAAUAUAUUAACGAAGGAUGUUUCUCGGGACGGGUUUGGGAAAUCCUUGCGCAGAGAUCGUUCGUGUUGUCGCCUUUUCAUAUUAUCAUCCCUAAAUCGUUACGAAUCGCUCAUGGAUAGUCUUUAUUGUCGUUAAAAAAAAAUGUGAGUAGGUGGAGUGGGGUGAGGAAUCGUUCCAGUACAUCUGACUUCGAGUUUAAAAAAGAAAAACCCUACCUGAAAUCGCAUCCAUCAGCCGUACGCUUUACGACCAAUAAUGAACGUUUGCUGGAACUCGGGAUGUUGAACGCGCUCGCUGUCCACUUUCCGUUUGCAAUCAGUCAAAAUCCUUAAAGGGGUUUAUUAGCAUGUGUGUCUUUUAAGAAUGUAUAUAGUGCUUUUAUUACGUUUUUAUUUUCGGGUAUGGAAUUAAACCCUGGACCAUCAUGUUAACACUAAUAUACUGUAACUGUAACACCUGCUUUCCAACAAAGUGCCAACUUCCUAAAACAUCUGGCGUAGAAACAGGUGUGUGUCAGUGUAUUAACCUACAGUAUAGAUGCAAAAGGAAAUAUUAAAGGUUUAUCAGUUGAUCUGUUAAAUGUCUGAUGAUGAUGAAUAUAGAAACCCUGUGCUGACUGUAAUUACUGAUGAUGAUGAUGAUGAUGAUGAAGUGGUCACAGAAAAUGAAAACCAAACCCAGGCUACGUGAUACACAGUGUAAAUGAUUAUCGCGUCCUUUUUUCAAUCGCCAUUCGAUAAUUGUUCUUUCAUAUGUGACGCUCUUUUUGCAUAAUAAAGUUGUUAGGAUCAGAA